CGCUAACCUUGACAAAACGGAAGGAUAUGAGAUAAGUCACAGAUUGUGCUUACAGCUUCAGUCUGUGUCUGUGUUUGUAUCCCAUCAGCCACACAGCCAUGCACUUACACCCUUGCGUCGUCAUCACGCUGGCCAUCGUAGCUGCCGUGGUAGGGGUGCCAGGGUGUGAGGAGAGACCAGGCUGCAGGAUUCAGGCUGGACAAUGUCUCUGUGGCAUCGGUUGUCCUUCCGACUACAUCUACGUUAACAAAGAGGAGUGCAGGACAGCUCUGAAAGGACGUAGGAAUGAUGUUUGUCAAAGGAGUCCAUGUCUCAACAGUGGGUCAUGUAGUCAGACCUCUGUUUCUCCAGGAUACCGUUGCAGAUGUGAAGGCACCGGAUACUACGGCCAUCGAUGUCAACAUGCAUGUCCCAAGCCAGGUUCAAUCGGUGCUGAUUUCCACUACCCGUACGAAUGCAUCGUCAUCUGAAGACUGACUUCUGGUACUAAUGUCCAGAAACGAAAAAUGAUUUAAAAUAAUCUUAAUUUUUCUACCUGUUAUUUGUUUGCAAAUUAAAUUUCAUUUCAAAGUUUCAAAUUGGAAGGUAGAAUGUUUUCAAAAUACAAGCUGUCAAGAUACUACUGCUCAAAUAUUAUUCAGCCUACAAUUUCUAUGAAAUAUAUUAUGGUUUAUUAUAGAAAAAGAGUUCAACCAGCUUAAAAUCAUGUAUGUGUUUUUUUGUUAGAAUUUACUAAGAUUACCAGGUUUUGCAUUUGGCCUAACUUGAUUCCUGUUUGUUAAUUAAUUGAUCAAACCUUAGUUUAUGGUGUGUACUCAAGCAGGAAAUAUGAUAAUUUCAAUUCAUAUAUGAAUCAUUGACAACAUGUUUCAAUAAUGAGUAAUAAAAAAAAACUUUUACACUUAUGGGCAAAUUUGACAGAUUUAUUACAAUUUACUUAACUUUUAAUGAAAUUUGUUUAGUAUUUUAAAGUGUAGAUUGCAUUAAUAUUGUAUAUUUAUUUAAAUCUACUGUAUAUUGUUAAAUUGAGAAUGAUUUUGAUUCUUAGUUUCCACAAUUCACUUAUUACAUUGUUACUUAUUUUACGAGUCUUUGAAUUACACAAUAAUUCUUUUGUACUGAUUAAAAUAUAUUUUAACCUUA
Messenger RNA from Macrosteles quadrilineatus (aster leafhopper), 1143 nucleotides. Its product is annotated as adhesive plaque matrix protein 2-like. The transcript has 4 exons. The coding region runs from base 99 to 470 and encodes 123 amino acids. The record is from RefSeq and is a predicted model, not a curated record. Lineage: Eukaryota; Metazoa; Arthropoda; Insecta; Hemiptera; Cicadellidae.